Messenger RNA from Cooperia oncophora, 396 nucleotides. The record is from the annotation of a GenBank genome assembly. Lineage: Eukaryota; Metazoa; Nematoda; Chromadorea; Rhabditida; Trichostrongylidae.
AUGUCCAAAUUCUUCAAAGGAGCCGUCAGCUCUGAAUCUUCGUCGGAAUCCGACGUUUCUGAUGUUGAGGAGGAGGUACAGACUAAAAAAGUACCGCUAGCUCGUGAUUUCGCCUAUCCGAGUGACAGUGAAGAUGAAGAGAAACGCGUGGUACGUACCCACAAAGAGAAAAAAUUCAAAGAGCUCAAAGACCACAUCAAACAAAUCAAUAAUGGCAAGAACAACAAAGAUUUUACUAAAAUCCUGGCAGUAUUCGACGAUCUGUGCAAAGCAUACGAUAAGUCAAAAACGGUGUUCGCCCGACAGAACAUAUCUACACCACGCUUCUACAUAAGGUAUAUGGUCGAUCUGGAAGAUUUCGUUGCCGCUUUCUGGGAUAACAAAGAUGCUAAAACG